Penicillium manginii is the source of this 330-nucleotide messenger RNA. RefSeq lists its product as uncharacterized. Bases 1 to 330 code for a protein of 109 amino acids. The record is from RefSeq and is a predicted model, not a curated record. NCBI's taxonomy places the organism in Eukaryota, Fungi, Ascomycota, Eurotiomycetes, Eurotiales, Aspergillaceae. The transcript has a single exon.
AUGACUUCAGAACAAGCAAAUUGCACUAUCAAAACCUAUGGAACACGAAACGACACCGAAAACAUCUCGAAUCAACACCGAAUUCUACCAAUCCUGAGUAUGCGUAUCUGCAAGAUCGCGGAUACUAGCACCAAUCGUGGCGGAGAGCCCAUCACCUCCUUGGCUAAUACGCCGAGUCGCCGCCGAAGCAAUAUCGUCAUAAAAGGAUCUGAUCGCACCCAUCCAAAGACCAUAACCAUUAUCAACUGCCUCAAGACGGCAAAGGAAAUUGGUAUUCUCUUGUUGACCAAGGGCGAUAUUGAUCUCUUUUCGUUUGAAAAUCGCUUUUGA